UCUUCCCUUACAUUUGCGGUCUUUCUUUUCGUUUUUUGGUUCGCCGAUGCUCAGGUUCUUUCCUGUGUAGACGUAAUUAACAGUAAACAAUUUACUUGAAUUAUUCCUUGUUCUGCAGCAGCGACGUUUGAAACUAUCAUAUUUUGUGUAUUAGGUGACAUUGCUUAGUUAAAAGAGUCCAUCUAAAAGUUCUUCUGAAUCUUCUCACUGGAACGUUUGCCUGGUUCUUGAUAAUAGCUGUCUACAUUCAUUUGUGAUUAAUUUGUUGCAAAUAAAUCAAUUUAUUUAUCUUUGAUUACAAAAUCUGCAGUAAGCAAUCAGCUACUUGCUCGAUAAACUGAUCGUCCUUAGCCGGGGAAACACAUCGAACGAUUUGAUCUUAAAAUUAAUUAUUUAUCUCGAAGCGUUCCAUCCCAGGAACCUAACUUCGGAACUGUUAACAGUGACGUAACACGUUUUGUUGUCGAUGCUUUCGUUUUGCCAUGGAACAGGAAUCGAAAAUCCGGAAAAGCAACGGAAAAUCAGCUGUGGAUGCGCGUACAUCGAUGAAAACGAUGAAGUUUCGGACCGAAGAACAGCGCUUGCUGCAGUCCAUUCUAACUCAAAAAGAUGCGCUUGUAAAAUCUUUGAUUUUUAUCAGCGGAGUGAGGGGAACCGGAAAGAGUAUGCUGGUUAAAACUGUGCUGGACGGCUUACCUGUGCCAAGUACGCUUGUGGACUGCACCGUGGCAGACACCGAAAACGCGGUGGCCAGUAGAAUUUUCAGCCUUCUGCGACAUAUCGACGACGAUUUCUCCAAAGCUUCUGAAGGUCUAACCUGCAGAAAACUGUUUGAUCUUCGCAAGUUUUUGCGAUUAUUUGCUGUGCAGAAGAUUUCCACGUUAAUCGUCGUUUUGGAUGGAUUUGAAAUGGUGGAAAAAUGGGCUUUUGUGUGGUCAGAGCUGUUAAAACUGCAAAAAUUCUGUCUGCCUGCAUUGAAGUUUGUCGUGACCAGCCGCUCAUCUGUAUGCUUGUUAGCCGGAACAUCAUACAACUUUGACGAUCCGAUGCAAAUCCAUUUGGGUAAAUACAACAAGGAUCAGUUGAUUGAUCUGGUUACAGGGAUAUUCCGCUGCAGGAGCGAUGUGGAUGCUCCGUUUGUUCGAAACUAUUGUGACCUAAUUGUUGACAGUUUCGGUCCAGUCACAAGUGAUGUGCGGGAGCUUCGCGCCUACGCUCAGCGAUAUUAUCCACAAUAUUGUGCAAAAGUCUCCAAGGAUGUUCCGGUUUCGCAAACCGAAAAGUUGUGGCGACACAUCUUGCCACAUUUGAGAGCAGAAUUACAAUUCGGUCAUACGAAAGGUUUUGAAGAGAAAGCGCGGAUGGAAGCAGACAUAAAAUCCCUUCCUCUACACCUCCGAUUUUUGAUUGUGGCUGGUUUCUUUUGCUCAUAUAAUUCAAGCUCAAUGGACGCCAAAAUGUUGUCGAAGCGCCAUGAUCCGGGUAAAAAACGGGCUCCGCAUACGGGGAUCAAGAAAAAAACGACUGAAAAGCGGCUGACGAUGUUAGGACCACAGUCGUUUAGUUUUGACCGAGUGUACAGUGGACUUCGUUUCCUAAUGGAAGACGUCGCUUCCGGCAUUUCCCCCAUGCAAGUGCAAUGCAGUGUCCGCAGGCUCUGCGAUAUGGAGCUGUUUGUGCGGGUGGGGCACGAGGAUAACUUGGACUAUCCUAAAUACAAGUGCAGAUGCAGUAAGGAAUAUGUUGAGCAGAUUGCGGCGUCCAUCGGUUUGGAACUUAAUAGGUAUUUGAAAGAAUUACAACAGUGAUAUGGCUUAGCGGAUUACGCCCGGAACGUUCGCGCCCAUUACCCCUUAAAUUAUUCUCUCCUUUAUUAAAUCUUAAUUGGUUCUAGUGGAUCAUGUUGCUAUUUAUUUAUGGUAGUUGCUCAACAGCUUUUUUUAAUUAUGUUGUUCUUGUGAUUCGAAGUUGAACACUUGCGAAAUCGCAGGAAAUCGAGUGAUUUGUGUUUUUUUGUGUAUAAACGAUUACAACGAUGCGUGCCUGGAACACGAAAGCCCAAUAGUGAAUCAUAAUUCCCGUCCGUGUUGAUUUUACG
Molecule: messenger RNA, 2098 nt
Organism: Paramacrobiotus metropolitanus
Lineage: Eukaryota; Metazoa; Tardigrada; Eutardigrada; Parachela; Macrobiotidae
Product: origin recognition complex subunit 5-like
Exons: 2
Coding region: 483-1808 (441 amino acids)
Biological process (GO): DNA replication; DNA replication initiation
Cellular component (GO): nucleus; nuclear origin of replication recognition complex
Molecular function (GO): ATP hydrolysis activity; DNA replication origin binding
Source: RefSeq, a predicted model, not a curated record